Messenger RNA from Penicillium coprophilum, 1539 nucleotides. Its product is annotated as aminoglycoside phosphotransferase family protein. The transcript has 3 exons. The record is from RefSeq and is a predicted model, not a curated record. Gene Ontology annotation, cellular component: mitochondrion. NCBI's taxonomy places the organism in Eukaryota, Fungi, Ascomycota, Eurotiomycetes, Eurotiales, Aspergillaceae. Bases 1 to 1539 code for a protein of 512 amino acids.
AUGGAUGCAGCUAGAAUCAACGAGACCGCCCGCUUGAACGAACGAUACGUCAAGUUUCGACCAACAGAGCUCCAACGGAUCGCCGGCGAAGCAGUACAACAAGACUAUUGCCCUGAUAUUAAUAAGUUUGCAGAGGGAGGCUUCAACAAAGUGUUUCUUCUGCGAGCAAAGAAUGGCCGUGAAGUGAUCGCGCGAAUUCCGACUCCCCUUGCCGGGCCUCCUCAUUAUACAACCGCUAGUGAGGUGGCUACCAUGAACUUCUUGCGAUCUGUCCUCAAACUUCCGGUACCGGAGGUCUUGGCUUAUUCAACAACAUCGAACAAUCCCAUCGGAGCAGAGUAUAUACUGAUGGAGCGAGUGAAGGGAGAGAGUCUUUCUUCACGGUGGUUAUCUCUCACUACCGACGAGACGAAAGAUAUCAUGACACAAAUCGUAGAUAUGGAAAGGAAGAUUUUUGACUUCCAUUUUCCUGCGUAUGGAAGCUUAUAUCACAAGAAGGACCUCGACGGGGAAACCCAGAUACCAAUCGUGGAGGAUUUCUGUAUCGGCCCUGUGUCUGCUCGGCAGUUUUGGCAUGGCGAACGAAGCGAAACCGAAAUUGACCGCGGACCCUGGCUUUCACCCGAGGACUGUGUUACAUCCGCGGCUCGCCGAGAGAUGGCUAUCAUUCAGCACCACGCCAAAGCUCAGCCUCGCCAAACUUUCCUUUUACCGACUAAUCAUGACAUACUUCCCUCUGAGCACACCUCGUUACUAUCACGAUUCCUACAAUUAGCGCCUCAUAUAAUCCGACCAGGUUCUUACAGCGUUCCGACCCUGAGACACCCCGAUUUGAGCCUGAGUAACAUUUUGUUGGCACCUAGAUCAACCAAAAUCAUCAGUAUCAUCGAUUGGCAGGAUGCUGUGAUAUUCCCCCGCUUCAUGCAAGCGGGUUAUCCCGCAUUCUGUGAGCACGAUUCCUCCCAUCCUCAAAGUAUGCAUAUUCCAUCUCUUCCCGAUGAUUUCGAUGAGAUGGAAAUCGAACAACAGAGACAAUGCAGAGCCGUCUUUCGCUUAGAAGAGGCCAAUCUUUACUACACAGCCGCGAUAGGUGUACACAAUGAGGAACACAUGGAUUUGUUAAGACUUCCUUAUCUCGGAAUACGGCAGUAUCUCCUUCGCCAGACAGGGUAUCCCUGGGAUGCAGACGUAAUUAACUUACGUGCUGCGUUAGUAGGUAUCACGACCCCAUCGGUAUGGAGCAGCAUCUCAUCGGCCGCUUGUCCAGUUGUGUUCAGCGAUGAAGAACGAGAGGCUGCCAUGGUGGAAUCGCAGGAAUGGAAUGAGUCUGAACAGCUAUUGUCCCGGGUUAGAGAACACCUCGAUAUAGAUCUGGAAGGCGGGACCGAACCAGAUAACUUUGAGAGGGCGGUGGAGGGCAAUCGAAAGUUUCGUAUGGAAAUGGUUCGGCAAGCAGAAGUGGACCAGCGCGAGAUAUGUUGGCGAAAUUGGCCGUAUAAGGACGAUGAGGAUGACAGCAUGCCUUCCGGGGAUAUCUAA